CGGGGGCGGGGAGGGGUGGGUGGGAGAGAGACUUUCAAAGAGACAGAGCGAGAGGCCGAGACCGAGGCUGUCCUUAGCACAGGCUGGGUGUCUUGGGACUCGAAUCCCUGGGUUGGGCCGGGUGGGAGCGGGGCUUUGGGAGGAAGCAGGUGGUUUUCCCCGUCGUCCAUAUCUCGCCAAUAUGAGAAUGGCGGUCGUGCACUCUGCGGGUGGCGUUGUUCUGUUUCCCUGCUUGGGGGUGGCUCUUUUUCGGCGGAGAAAGAGGAUCCCGAGACGCCGCGGGCAUUCGUAGCCGGCCGGGCUGCACCUGGGCUAGGAUCAUGUUCAGCGGGUUCAGAAAUCACCGUGUCCUUGGCAUCACCUCCCUCCCCACCUCCUCUCCCACCGCACGGCAGGAGACAAGUGACUGGAGAGUUUUCAAGGAGGACUGCAUUGCCUCUAUUGAAACAAACCGUCCGAGAAACCCUUUCUCGGACGUGUGACAGAGAGACGGUCAUGUUGUGACAUAUGAGUAGACGUGCGUUUAAAGGGCGCUGUGAUUCCUGCAUUCGUGCGCAGGAAUGGUCCAGGCCAUUUGUGUCCAAUAGCCGCACAAGCUGCAGAGUCUCAUGUUUAGAGAAGGAGGGCCUGUCCGUCGUCCACCUUGCUGGAGUACAGGCGACCCUGGGCGGUAGCCCUCUGCGCCAUCAGAAAUGUGCUCUGAGUAGGCACAGAUUUCCAUUCGCAUCUCCACUACCAUUUCCCUCUACUAACAUACCCCUGUUGGGUGCGUUGGAUUUGUGCGUGGGUGUGAGGGUAGUUUCAUAUGUUUCCUCGCAAAAGGAAAAGUGAAUGGCCUUCCUUGGCCGAGCUUAUCAGGGUGCUAGCAGUGGAGAGAGAAAGGACUACUGUAUUCUUAGGAGCAGAAUCUCAACAACUCCCUGUAAAACGGGCAGUGUGUCUUACCUGGAAUGCUUUGGCAUUUAAUAAAAUGUCCUGUGAAUACUUUUCAUAGGGAAGCACUGUUUUUACUGUUUCUGGUUGGACAGUGGUUACAUUUCAAAUCGUAGUUCAGAAUUCGCGCAAUACCCAAAUUAAAUCUCUACGUGGCAGUAAUCCAUUUUCUUUCCUUAGUGUGUGGUUGGAAGAUUAAUUUGAGUAAGUGUUCAGUUCUGGGCUGGGCAAUCGUGCCGGGCACGGGAAAUUUAGGUUCCUUAAGGGAAAGGCCUGAUGUGCUAAAAUGAAAUCUAAACUGUAUUUAGCCGCUUAUGACAAUAUGAAGGUAAGGAGAGCCACAGGUAAGUAUAUGUCUGUGAAUGCGAAUUAAAACGGGUGACAAUAUAAAGAGAGAUUGGUGUCACAAAUGGUGAAGUGGCUUUUGUAUUUCAGCAGACCUCAGUGAGAAAUGGUCACCACCACUCCCUAGAUGUGUGACCUUGAGUGAGUUGCUUAACCUCUCUGAUCCUGUUACAUCAUCUGCAACUGGGGAUGACGAUAUAUAUCAUAGCAAGCCCUGGGAGAAGCUGUUCCUGGCCACCUGGGCUAUGGUGGUUUUGACUUCUGUGUCAGAAGUACCCCCGUCUCAUGCCUACCAUAGUUGUCUUUUUGUUUUGUUUUCUUUUGCGGGAUGGUCUCACCUGUCACCGAGGUUGGACUGCACUGGCCUCAACCUCCUGAGUUCAAGUGAUCGUCCCACCUCAGCCUCCCCAGUAGCUGGGACCAUAGCUGUGCAGCAUCAUGCCUGGCUAAUUUUUUAAAUUUUUUGUUGAGAUGGUGGUCUCGCCCUGUUGCUCAGGCUAGCCUCAAACUCCUGGGCUGAAGCAGUCCUCCCACCUCAGCCUCCCAAAGUGCUUGGAUUAGAGGCGUGAGCCACCAUUCCUGGCUCCUUGGACAAUAUUUUAUUUCUCAGAUUAAGACACGUCCUUGGGAUGGGGCUGCAUUGGAUAAUUCACUGAAGGCACCGCUGAAUGGAGUGGGCCCUCAGUAAAUACCUGGAGGAAUGUGACCUGGCCAGUGAGGUUAUUUUCUUUUGUAGGUGAAAGGUGUAGCAGUCACUCGGCCUACACCCACAGCAUCGACCUUGUGAACCCAGCGACCUGACUGCCUUGGGAGAAUUGAAGCGAAUGAGAGUGGGGAGUGUGAGAGGUGUGUUCGGUGCAGCAUUUCUGGCAUGGGAGCAGAACUGGUCAGGAGGAAGUGACGUCUGGGUUCUGCCCGCACACAUUCCUCGCUACCUUCUUGGUGUCUGAGAACCUCCAGCUUCACCUCCUUUUCUGGACCUGGCGGAGCUUCCAGCUGGGACCAGACCUCCAUGGAUCCACUCCAGAAACAGAAUCCAGCAUCGCCUUCCAAAUCUUCCCCGAUGACAGCUGCAGAGACUUCCCAGGAAGGUCCAGCGCCCUCUCAGCCUUCAUACUCAGAACAGCCGAUGAUGGGCCUCAGUAACCUGAGCCCCGGUCCUGGCCCCAGCCAGGCCGUGCCUCUCCCAGAGGGGCUGCUCCGCCAGCGGUACAGAGAGGAGAAGACGCUGGAAGAGCGGCGGUGGGAGAGGCUGGAGUUCCUUCAGAGGAAGAAAGCAUUCCUGCGGCAUGUGAGGAGGAGACACCGCGAUCACAUGGCCCCCUAUGCUGUUGGGAGGGAAGCCAGAAUCUCCCCGUUAGGUGACAGAAGUCAGAAUCGAUUCCGAUGUGAAUGUCGAUACUGCCAGAGCCACAGGCCGAAUCUUUCUGGGAUCCCUGGGGAGAGUAACAGGGCCCCACAUCCCUCCUCCUGGGAGACGCUGGUGCAGGGCCUCAGUGGCUUGACUCUCAGCCUAGGCACCAACCAGCCCGGGCCUCUGCCUGAAGCGGCACUCCAACCACAGGAGACAGAGGAGAAGCGCCAGCGAGAGAGGCAGCAGGAGAGCAAAAUAAUGUUUCAGAGGCUGCUCAAGCAGUGGUUAGAGGAAAACUGAGACGUGCACCCACGUGGGAUGGAGACCCGAAGGGACUCAGACGGAGCCGCCGUGUUGGCAGCGCCUGGGUGUGGGCCCAUUUUGGGGACCAAACAGCAAGCUGCGGUCGGAUGAGUGCCAGGACCUGUGUACCGGGACACGUGGGAAUCCUCCCAGCGUGAUGCUUGACCGACCCGAGGAAGGUCCUCAUCUUUCGUGCCUGUCAUUCUUGGAUGGCUGUGAGGCAUUCCUUGGCAAGGGACGCUGCGUACCAGCGGUCCUCGCCACGUCUCACAUGGCUCCUGUGAUGCAUGUUGUUGCUUUCCCACCCGGGAUCUCCAUCUCUCGUCCCUUCCUGCUGUCAGUAAGAGAUCACAUGUCUGUGUAGUGUGAAUGCCUUGUCGCUGUCCUGUGCUUUUGCACCAUUGAGUUGACUGCCUCUGAGAAGCAGCACUAGGCCUGUUGAAAUGCAAUGUGCUGCCUUGAGAUCCAGUUUCAAGAAUGGGCAGGUAAACGCAGUGUGGGAAAGGAAUGUGGAAUGAGAACUUGGUGGUUCACCGCUAUACUAUUUGUGUAAAUGUUUAUGUAUGUGAUAAGCUACAUGUAUGUAAAUGUUGCAAUACCCCUAACAGUCGAGUAGUAGUCUCCCUUACAGGAAUUUUUGACGGGGUUCCUCAUCAUCAAUACCAAAUAAAUACAUGUAGGAAUGGAAAA
Pongo pygmaeus (Bornean orangutan) is the source of this 3625-nucleotide messenger RNA. It is a transcript of the gene FAM156A, whose product is annotated as family with sequence similarity 156 member A. The record is from RefSeq and is a predicted model, not a curated record. The transcript has 3 exons. NCBI's taxonomy places the organism in Eukaryota, Metazoa, Chordata, Mammalia, Primates, Hominidae. The coding region runs from base 2291 to 2932 and encodes 213 amino acids.